Capronia epimyces CBS 606.96 is the source of this 576-nucleotide messenger RNA. RefSeq lists its product as uncharacterized. Bases 1 to 576 code for a protein of 191 amino acids. The record is from RefSeq and is a predicted model, not a curated record. Gene Ontology annotation, biological process: endoplasmic reticulum to Golgi vesicle-mediated transport. The transcript has 2 exons. NCBI's taxonomy places the organism in Eukaryota, Fungi, Ascomycota, Eurotiomycetes, Chaetothyriales, Herpotrichiellaceae.
AUGUCCAAGUGUGUUUGCUCCUUGAAGACACAUCUGAGACACGUUAACCGGUACUCUGCGUUAAACCGGCGCACUGCACCAUCAUCCUCCCUUUUCCAAGACUAUCCUGGCUCGCGGCCAUCCAGCUCAUCCUCCAGCCGCCCGAGCUAUGCCUACCCGUCAACGGCCGAAGGGCGACCGUCGUCGUCGCCAUAUUUGAGCCCGUACUCCAACGCAAACGGCACGCAACACGAGUCCACACAUUCCUUCCGCUCCGCCACCCCCAAUUCAAAGGGCCAGUACUCGACCUCGGUUCUCGAGGAACUAGAAUCUCAGAAUGAGGUCACCGCCACGACAGUGCUCUCGCAAAAGGUGUCACAGUUAAAAUCCUUGACCAUCGCCAUCGGGGACGAGAUCAGAGACUCGAGUGCGCUCGCUAGCCAAAUCAACGACUCGUUCGAGAACACGGGAGUCAGGUUACGGGGGACAAUGAGGCGGAUGCUGAGGAUGGCUGAACGGACCGGCGUCGGGUGGAAGGCCUGGGUGCUGUUCUUCAUCGCCGUCUGGGCCAUCUUCGCAUACGUCUGGCUAUUCUAG